Molecule: messenger RNA, 627 nt
Organism: Pedinophyceae sp. YPF-701
Lineage: Eukaryota; Viridiplantae; Chlorophyta; Pedinophyceae
Source: the annotation of a GenBank genome assembly
AUGUUCGCGGCGCGCGCCCUUGCGCGGCCCUCGGCGCGCCUCGCGGCCGUCCGCGCGCCCUUGCGCAGCGUAGCGCACCCACAGCGGGCCUCGAUCCGAGCGCGUGCGACGUCCACCGAGGUCAAGGACGCCCCCGCGGCCAAGGUCGACCCCACGUCGCUCACGUCGGACGGGUCCGCGCCCUCGUGGCAGAUCCGCAUGCUCUACGACGGCGACUGCCCCCUGUGCAUGCGCGAAGUCGACAUGCUGCGGAACCGCGACGCCGGCGUCGGCAAGAUCGACUUCGUCGACAUCGCUUCCCCGGACUACAGCGCGGAGAAGAACGGCGGGAUCUCGUUCGAGGAGGCGAUGGGCGAGAUCCACGCGAUCACGGCGGACGGUCGCAUCGUGACCAACAUUGAGGUGUUCAGGCUGUUGUAUGAGGCGGUCGGUUUGGGCUGGGUGUACGCGGUGACGCGCGUGCCGUGGGUCGAGGCCGCCGCGAACAAGGUCUACGGCGUCUGGGCGAAGUACCGCCUGCCCGUCACGGGCCGGCCGGACCUGGCGACGGUGUUGGCGGAGAAGCGCAGCUGCAAGACGGACGAGGCGUGCGAGCUGCCCGGAGCCGGGGAGCGGAAGAGCAGCUGA